AUGGGCGGCCGCUGCCUGCCCGUCUGGCUGUGCGCCCUCGCGGCGCUGCUCUGGGGGACGCAGGCCAAGGGCAUCCCACUCUUAGCACGGCCCGCGUUGCCCGGUGCUUCUCGCUACAACCUCUACACGACGGGAUGGCGCCCCAGUCUGCGCCCGGGACCGCACAAAGCCCUCUGUGCCUACGUGGUGCACCAGAACGUGACCUGCAUCCUGCAGGAGGGAGCCGAGAGCUAUGUGAAGGCAGAGUACCGGCAGUGCGGGUGGGGACCCAAGUGCCCCAGGACAGUCACGUACCAUACUGUGCUCAGACCCAAAUACAAGGUUGGUUAUAAGACAGUAACUCAGCUUACCUGGCGCUGCUGCCCUGGCCUCACUGGAGAAAACUGCCCCGAGCACCUUACUGACCAUGGGGCCACCCCACCCCAGGUGGAGCCUGAGCCGCAGACUCCCUCCGGACAGCUGGGCCCAGGACCCAGGCCCCCUCCACACAGCAGAGCAGCCCCAAGCCCCCACGGAAGGAAAGGCCCAGGACUGUUUGGUGAGCGUCUAGAACGCCUGGAGGGAGAUGUCCGACGCCUGGCACAAGCAUAUGGUACCCUCAGUGGCCUGGUGGCCAGCCAAGAAGACCCCAGUAGGACAAUUGGUGGACCCGGGGCUCCUGCUGCCCCUGCAGGUUUUGGGGUUGUGGACUGGGGAGAUGGAGUCGGAGGACCACUGACACCUCCCCUGGAGGAGAUCCUGAGCAAGGUGACAGAGGUGAGCAACACGCUGCAGACCAAAGUGCAGCUGCUGGAUGAGGUGCACGGGCUGGCCCUGGACCAUGAGGCGCACCUGCAGAGGCUGCGGGACACUCCACCGUCUCCGCUCACCUCCCUAGCUCUGCUGGAAGAAUACGUGGACCACAGGCUGCAGAAGCUCUGGGGGAGCCUGCUGGAUGGCUUUGAGCAAAAGCUGCAAGGUAUCCAGAGUGAGUGUGACCUGAGGGUGCAGGAGGUACAGAGGCAGUGUGAGCAGGGCCAGGCUGCCAGCAGGAGGCUACACCAGCGCCUUGAUGGCAGGGAGCUGGCCCUGCGCCGGGAGCUCUCGCAGCUGGGCACCCGGCUACAGGGCCUGAGCGUGGCUGCCAGGGGCAAUUGCUGUGGCCAACUGGCCUUGAUCAGCGCCCGCAUAGACAGCCUUGAGAGGAACCUGCAGAUGGUCGCCGAGACGCAGCGGAGCCCAGGCAUCCCGGCUGGGGAUGAGCUUACCAGAUUCUCUGCUGCCGUGCUUGAGGGAGGCAUAGAUGGGCUGCUUGAGGGUCUAGAGCCCCUCAAUGGCACAGAGAGUAGCAUGAGGGACUGCUGCCUGAGGAUGGAGAUAGGGGGCUUUGGAACCAUGCUGGAAGACCGGGUGCAGAGCCUAGAGGAGCGCCUGACAAACCUGGCUGGCCAGCUAAGCCACGACAGCACCCCACCAGGCAGGUCAGCACGCCCCUUCGUGCAGACGGAGCUGGCUGUGCUAGAACAACGGCUGGUCUCCCUGGAGACCUCAUGUACCCCCAGCACCACCUCUGGCACCCUGGACAACCUCGUGACAGAGGUGAAGGCCUGGCAGAGCCAGAGCAAGGCCCUGCUGCACCAGGUGGCCAGCCACGCAGCUCUGCUCCAGCAGCUCAACAGCACCAUGGCCGAGGUGCAGGGGCAGCUGGCAGAAGGCAUGGGCCGCACCCUCCAGGGCGAGAUCACGCUACUCAAAGUCAACCUCAACUCAGUGAGCAAGUCACUCACAGGCCUCAGUGACUCUGUCAGCCAGUACUCGGAUGCCUUCCUGGCCGCCAACUCAUCCCUGGACGAGAGGGAACGCAAGGUGGAAGCUGAAGUCCACGCCAUCCAGGAGCAGGUCAGCAGCCAAGGCUCGAGGCUUCAGGCCGGCCACAAGCAGGUCCUGACCCUGCGGGGAGAGCUGGAGCGACUCAAGGCCGGAGUGGCCAGUAUGGCCGGCAGGCUGAGUCGCUGCCAGGACACAGCCCAGCAGCUCCAGCACGCAGUGGGUCACUUUGACCAGCGAGUGGCACAGAUGGAGGGGGUGUGUGAGAGGCUGGGCCUGCUGGCUACAGGCCUGGACAGCUUGCCCACCAAACCACUGGGAUCCAGGGAGGGCCUGUGGGGCCACAUGGACCAGCUGAAUCGCACGCUGGCCCAGCACACGCAAGACAUUGCCCGCCUCCGGGAUGACCUACUGGACUGCCGGGCCCAGCUGGCUGAGCAGGCCCGGCUGGGGCACACUGACUAGGCAGUUUGGACAGAUCCCAGUCCUGGGAAGGUCACCCCAAAGCCCAGACAUGGCCAGCAGCACCUCCCAGCAUGUCUAACCUUGAUGCCACUUUGGGAAUGGCCUUGAUCCACUUCCACACAAUUGUCCUGGCUAGCAAAAUCCAUGCUCAGUACUACAUAGCCUGGACAACUCU
This is a messenger RNA of Ochotona curzoniae (black-lipped pika), 2446 nucleotides long. It is a transcript of the gene EMILIN3, whose product is annotated as elastin microfibril interfacer 3. The coding region runs from base 1 to 2271 and encodes 756 amino acids. Gene Ontology annotation, molecular function: protein binding. The record is from RefSeq and is a predicted model, not a curated record. Lineage: Eukaryota; Metazoa; Chordata; Mammalia; Lagomorpha; Ochotonidae. The transcript has 4 exons. Gene Ontology annotation, cellular component: extracellular matrix.